Sorex fumeus (smoky shrew) is the source of this 219-nucleotide messenger RNA. Its product is annotated as serine protease inhibitor Kazal-type 6-like. The transcript has 4 exons. Bases 1 to 219 code for a protein of 72 amino acids. The record is from RefSeq and is a predicted model, not a curated record. Gene Ontology annotation, molecular function: serine-type endopeptidase inhibitor activity; protein binding. Lineage: Eukaryota; Metazoa; Chordata; Mammalia; Eulipotyphla; Soricidae.
AUGAUCACUAUGGGAGAUGAUAAACUUCCUAUUAAACGUGUCUUCAGUCAAGGACAGAUUGAUUGCGGUGAGUUUGGAGAUCCCAAGGUCUACUGUACCCGGGAAUCUAACCCCCUCUGUGGGUCUGAUGGCCAGACAUAUGGCAAUAAGUGUGCCUUCUGCAAGGCAGUGGCGAAGAGUGGUGGAAAGAUCAACCUAAAACACAAUGGAAAAUGCUGA